Molecule: messenger RNA, 3928 nt
Organism: Bicyclus anynana (squinting bush brown)
Lineage: Eukaryota; Metazoa; Arthropoda; Insecta; Lepidoptera; Nymphalidae
Gene: Cjhbp
Product: glyoxalase domain-containing protein 4
Exons: 5
Coding region: 269-1123 (284 amino acids)
Source: RefSeq, a predicted model, not a curated record
GUCUCAUUCCAUUAAUCAAUAGUGAUUUGUCUGUUUCUUGUUCAUUCGUUAAUCGUUUUCGUUGUUGAACGUUACCUUGAUUUGAUAUUUCGAAUCUCGAAUCGAACUGUCAAAUUGACAUUUAUUUUUGAAGUGAAGUGAAAGUGCCGACAGUUUGAAUUGAUUUUUUAUUCUCUAAUAUUUUAAAAAUUAAUAGAAAAAGUUCCACUGUUGGGAAAAUAUUAAGAAUUUUUUCAUUUAAUAAUCAAGAUAAAAAACUUUGAUAAUCAUGAUAAGUGGACGUGCAUUGCAUUUUGUUUUCAAAGUGGCAGAUAGAACACUUACGGCUAAAUUUUAUCGCGAUGUACUGGGUAUGAAGGUACUUCGUCAUGAAGAAUUUAGUGAAGGAUGUGAAGCUGCUUGCAAUGGACCUUAUGCAAACCGAUGGAGCAAAACAAUGAUAGGAUAUGGCCCAGAGGAUACACAUUUUGUUGUAGAACUUACCUACAACUAUGGAAUCACACAUUACGAGCAGGGAAACGAUUUCCUCGGCUUGACCGUACAGUCCAGUGAGAGUCUGAAGAGAGCUGCAGCUAUGAACUGGCCCGUUAAAGAACAGAACGGUUUGAAAUAUGUAGAAGCACCUGGUGGUUACAAAUUCUACAUAAUUGAUAAACCACAACCUGCUGAUAAAGAUCCAGUGGUCAAAGUGUCACUGGCCUGUUCGGAUAUAGCCAGAUCGAUUGCUUAUUGGAACGGUCUGCUGACACUGAAGAUCUUUGAGAAGACAGACAAAUCUGUGCUACUCGGUUUCAGUGACGAUCAGGCCAAACUUGAACUGGUCGACAUUGGAGAGCCAGUAAACAGAGCAAAGGCAUAUGGUCGUAUCGCAUUCUCUUGCCCGUUCGACCAGCAGCCAAUAAUCGACCAAAAGAUGCAAGAGGCCAAGGAGAAGAUCCUGACUCCGCUCAUAUCUCUGGACACCCCGGGCAAGGCCACGGUCAGGGUCAUCAUACUCGCCGACCCCGAUGACCACGAGAUAUGUUUCGUUGACGACGAGAGUUUCCGUCAGCUCUCGCAAGUGGACCCCGCCAGUGACGCCGACUUAGAUAAGUUUAUCAAAUCUGAUAAGUCACGAAACUAAAUCGUCAGUUCUAAGGGCCUGCGCACACGGCGCAUUUGAAACAGAUUUAAAAUUUAGAUGAAAAAAAAUAAACAUCUUUCAAAAAAUAAACAGCUUUGUCCAGUAAAAAGUUCAAAUUAUUUGUGUAAUUUAGUACUGUGCACAAAAAGCUGUGCUGCAUAAGAAACAGCACACCAGUAAUUGUUAAGAUGGUUAUUUAUUUCAUAUGGUAACACUAUAAUUAUGAUUUAGGAAAAGGUGAAGAAUGACACACUCAGGUUUUGCAUAACAUAUUUCUUCAAUAAUCUAAAUGACACUGCAAUAUCUAUAAGUAGUAGGUAUAUAAGAAUAUAUCUUAUUUAUUAUAAUAUCACCUUUGAAUGUAUCUGUUUAUAUAAAUAUCAUCCUUUAUAUGGGUUACAAUACAAUAAGCUCUUAUUACGUAUCUAAUCACCCACAAAUGGGUUGCACGUUUUAGAUAUCAUAUAUCAUUGUACCUAUUUCAUUCUUAAGUAUAUUUUUUAUCUAUUUCUAUACUGACACUAAAAUAAUAGUGUAUCUUGAGAUUAACGCUUCAUCAUUCAUUCAUUCACCAAUGAAUUGCUUUAUUAAGGGACCACUUUUAGGUUCAAAUUUGAGAGAUAAUAUUUUAGUUCACAAUUCACAUUGACAAAUACGAGGUUGUUAUGAUUAUUUAUACAUAUAACAAAACGGAGACAGCCUGAUAUUUUCCUAACUGAGAAAUAUGAUAAAUGUCCAUCCAUCUAUUUUAUAUAGAUAUUCAAAAAAACCUGGUCAAAUAAAAAAAAAAACCAUUGCAGACUGUCACAGAUUUAAAGAAUACCUGUAAAACUGCAUUAUGCAUAACAUUCAUUCAUAUUACACACUGAUUAUAUAGAAUUGAAUACGCGGUUACCGCGUCGUCUGCGCAGGCCCUAAGAAUACGUAUCUUAUGAUUGGAUUGGAAAAAAACCUACAAGUAUAAUAUGUUACUAUACAGUAUUCAGUACAAAAUAUUUGUUUUUACAAAAAUAUCUUUCUUUGUUUGUGAGAAUAUUAUAAUGAUAUUAUUAUAAAGACUAUUUGCGCUGAUUUAGUUUCAAACUUACUUUAAUUUUAAAGCUUGUAGCCAUAUACGGUUAACUUCUGAGAUUUGUAGCAAUCAGUUAAUGUUUAAAGUCCUCUCAGUCACUUGGGUAUUGAAUUUUCAAUUUAGAUGCAACAGGGAGGUCAUGGGUUCAAUUCUCAGUUGGUGUCAAUUUAGAUUUUUUUUUUAUUUUCCAAAUUGACCUCAGUUUGGUUUGAUGGCAGGCUAUUUAUCGCAUCAUAGAAAUAUCGCCUAGCAAUUUUGGUAUAACGCCGCGUAUAAACUGUCAAAGAUGUAGGUGAAGUUAAACUAUGUGCGCCGUAGCAUGGUGCGGGUGACAGUUGCCUAUAUGACGUUUAUAAUACUUACUAUUAUCGUGAAGUGUGGCAAACUUUCAAGUAUGAAACGAACUGUCACUCGCACCAUGCUACUUCAGUUAGCCUGCUUCGUAAAAUCACGUGACAUUGCGGACAAGGGCUAUGUUACUCUAAGUAAAAAAUCUCAUCUAAAUUAACUCGCCUUACUAGACCGAUUAACACAAACAAAGUAUAUAAUUUAUAACCUCAAUAUACUUGUAGCUGUCUAAAAACAAAUAAAUUAUUAUACGACGAGAGCUUGUCAUUGUCAGACCUUCCACAUUUUAUAAAAGCUGAAAGUUUGUUAGACAGUGUACAUGCGAUUACUUUGACGGCCUCUGUGGCGCAGUGGUAUGCGCGUUGGAUUUACACGACGGAGAUCCUGGGUUCGAUCCCCCGCUGGGCCGAUUGGUUGGCUGAUGGUUUUCUUAAUUGGUCCAGGUCUGGCUGGUUGGCUGCGGCUGUGGCUCGUUACCUUUUUGUCAAAGAUGUUCCGCCAUGCGAUUUAGCGUUCCGAUUCGACGUUGUGUACAAACCGUAAGAGGGGUGUGGAGUGAACGAUGUUACUAACCAGCUGUUUUACUUUUACCAGCUGUUAUACUCACGAAAAAUUAAGAGUUGUAAAAAAUGUGUUACGGAUCCCUGACUGUUCUACCUACCAUAAGGUCGCUCCACACAUGACUAAUGACUACCAAAUGAGCAUGAGCUGACAAACCAAGUUUUUAUAAAAUGAGGAAGGUCUGGCAAUAACAGGCUCUUAGUUAUAUAUUUAGCUGUAAGUGUAUGUCGAAAUAUUUAGCUGUAUUAUUAAUGAAUAAUGUGAUAUUAUUACCCUUGGUGGAAGUUUAAUUUUAGCAUUCCUGUAGAUUAUUUAUUAACUUUCAAUAUUUAUUAAAGUAUGUACAAUCAUAUUAAAACUACCUAUAAAUACUACCUACAUUUUAUAUUUAACAAAAAGAAUAUUUAAAAUUAAUAGUAAUUUAAAUUUAAAAUAAAUCUAAAUAUUCGGGCGUCGUAGAAUUAGAUGAUUUUUAUUCAACUAAGAAAAAAUCUCUAAUCUAUAACAACGAGUGAUCGGCAAUAAUGAACGCAAAACUGUCUUUUAUAUGUAUGGUAAAGUAAUAUAUAUAUAUAUAUUAAACAGUUUAAAACACCUCUAUCUCUUUAAAAAAUUACUGUUCUUUUCUAUGGAAAAUGAUAAAACCACCUUUUUUAACUUUGUCAUUCAGAUUAAAAGAGAUUUGUUGAAUUCACACCAAUAACAAAAGAAUUGAAUUGUAGGCAUUCUACUUUUAAUAUGUGCACACAUUUAGUAAGCAAAUUUUUUUAGAACACGUGUAUUAUUGUAAAUUAAAAUUAUAAAUAUAAACAUUGUUUCGAAUA